Molecule: messenger RNA, 9162 nt
Organism: Equus quagga
Lineage: Eukaryota; Metazoa; Chordata; Mammalia; Perissodactyla; Equidae
Gene: SLC38A9
Product: solute carrier family 38 member 9
Exons: 15
Coding region: 196-1857 (553 amino acids)
Biological process (GO): amino acid transmembrane transport
Molecular function (GO): amino acid transmembrane transporter activity
Source: RefSeq, a predicted model, not a curated record
AAAUCCUGGACCCAUGAAUAUCCAGUUUGAGUCAUCAGACCUAAGAUCCAAAAGGCACUCAGCAUCUCGAUGAAAAGUGUUGGAAAAGAAAAACUUUCAGAGUCAUUCUGCUCUCAGAGUACCCAAGCCAACUCAACUGGUACAGUUAACGCUUCUUGAGAAGUGAAUGCCUUGCCUUGGUACAUCCCAUGUCUAAUGGAGGACAAGAAGUUAUUUUCUUCAAUGGCUGACUUCCAGAAUUUCUGGCUGAACAUUCUUUGUCAAGUGUAUAUUCCCUUCUCUAGGCCUUUCUAUAUAGAGCCCACAAACAUCGUCAAUGUGAAUGAUGUCAUUCAGAGGGUUAGCGACCAUGCCUCUGCCAUGAACAAGAGGAUUCAUUACUACAGCCGGCUCACCGCUCCUGCAGACAAGGCACUGAUUGCCCCAGAUCAUGUAGUUCCAGCGCCGGAAGAGUGCUAUGUGUAUAGUCCUUUGGGUUCUGCUUAUAAACUUCAAAGUUACACUGAAGGAUACGGUAAAAACACCAGUUUAGUAACCAUUUUUAUGAUUUGGAAUACCAUGAUGGGAACAUCUAUACUAAGUAUUCCUUGGGGCAUAAAACAGGCUGGAUUUACAACUGGAAUGUGUAUCAUCAUGCUGAUGGGCCUUUUAACACUUUAUUGCUGCUACCGAGUAGUGAAAUCACGGGCUAUGAUAUCAUCAGUGGAUACCACUACCUGGGAAUAUCCAGAUGUCUGCAGACAUUAUUUUGGCUCCUUUGGGCAGUGGUCAAGUCUCCUUUUCUCCUUGGUGUCUCUCAUUGGAGCUAUGAUAGUUUAUUGGGUGCUUAUGUCUAAUUUUCUUUUUAAUACUGGAAAGUUUAUUUUUAAUUUUAUUCAUCACAUUAAUGACACAGACACUAUACUGAGUACCAAUGAUAGCAACCCUGUGAUUUGUCCAAGUGCCGGGAGUAGUGACCAUCCUGACAAUGGCUCCAUGAUUUUCUACGCCAGUGACACAGGACUCCAGCAGUUUGAAAAGUGGUGGAAUAAGUCCAAGACAGUGCCUUUUUACCUCAUAGGGCUCCUCCUGCCACUGCUCAAUUUCAAAUCUCCUUCAUUUUUUUCAAAAUUUAAUAUCCUAGGCACAGUGUCCGUUCUCUAUUUGAUUUUCCUCGUCACCUUUAAGGCUAUUCACUUGGGAUUUCAUUUGGAAUUUCACUGGUUUAUGCCAACAGAAUUUUUUGUACCAGAGAUAAGAUUUCAGUUUCCACAGCUGACUGGAGUACUUACCCUUGCUUUCUUUAUUCAUAAUUGUAUUAUCACACUCUUGAAGAACAACAAGAACCAAGAAAACAAUGUGAGGGACUUGUCCAUUGCUUAUAUGCUGGUGACAUUAACUUAUCUGUAUAUUGGAGUCCUGGUUUUUGCUUCGUUUCCUUCACCACCAUUAUCCAAAGAUUGUAUAGAGCAGAAUUUUUUAGACAACUUCCCCAGCAGUGACAUCCUGUCCUUCAUUGCAAGGAUAUUCCUGCUGUUCCAGAUGAUGACUGUGUACCCACUGCUAGGCUACUUGGCUCGUGUCCAGCUAUUGGGCCAUAUCUUCGGUGACAUUUAUCCUAGCAUUCUGCACGUGCUGGUUCUUAAUCUCAUUAUUGUGGGAGCUGGAGUGAUCAUGGCCUGUUUCUACCCAAACAUAGGAGGAAUCAUAAGAUAUUCAGGAGCAGCAUGUGGCCUGGCCUUUGUAUUCAUAUAUCCAUCUCUCAUCUAUAUCAUUUCCCUCUACCAAGAAGAGCGUCUGACGUGGCCUAAAUUAAUCUUUCACGUUUUCAUCAUCAUUUUGGGCCUGGCUAACCUGAUUGUUCAGUUUUUUAUGUGAAAUACUCAACUGUCUUCUCAAGAUCUUUCAUGGUAUUUUGAACUUUGACAACAGUUCCAUUUAAAUUCACUUGUAAGUGCUGUUCUUGCUGUAACUCUAAAUGUUUUCCUAAGAUAAUUUGAAAACAAGGGAAUAGUGGUUCAUUAAUAAGUAAAUUUGAUUAGAGUGACGAGAGAGGCAAUAAUAAUGUUAGUCUCUUUACCUUUUUCAUUUUCACUUGCCUCUUCAUUCUCGUCUUUCCUGAGUAGAAAUAUAUGCUCUUAGGAAAAAUCACGCUGGGUUUUGCUUUUAGAGAUAUAAGGUGGGUGGGCUUAUUUUAGCUACAAUAAAGAUUCUCAGGGUGUCAGAGCAAUGUAUUGCCAGAUCCUAUUUCUGUUUUAUGUUUCAGAAUAUUCAGUUUCAUUUUGUUACUUGCUAGACCAUUUUUUGCAGUUUGCCCAAACCUGUACUGUUUGGGAUAGUAAACCAAAUACCUCAUUUUUAAAAAGAAGUCUCCAGUGUUUAUAGAGUGAAUUCUUACCUGAGUCCUUAAUCUCUAUUUUUAAAAAAGAAAAGAAAAGAAAAAAAUGUGAGUACAGGCCCCAUGGUCAUGAAACUUAGGCAAAAUAAAUGAACUAGGACAGCUUGUUGCUGUCAGACUCCUUUUGUUUCUAAUCUAGUACCAGUGACUUAGGUCAAAAUUAUAGGUUCCGCAGACAUAUUUUUGCAUAGGAAUAAGUAUGAUUAUCCCCGUAGGUCCAGAGGGGUUCUUUUGCUAUUUGGGUCCCUGAGCAUUGCAUAGGAUGUCAUGACAGGACCAAUGGGGAAGAGUGUAGGAAGCAUAACAGAGAGGCAUACAUGAGGCCCUACAGGGGAUAAAGGGAAUGGAGAAGUGGCCUCCCUUCCAGUGUAUUCUCUGGGAGUGAAAGUGGUUUCUUCACCACAGGAAAGAAUUAAUUUUGUUUGAGGUAUGACUUCCAGAAGGAGACCGCCCCCCUUACUUCUGUAAAUAGAAGGAUAGAGGUUAAAUCCCCAUAAGAAAAACUCCUUGGAUCUGAGAAAAGGAUUAGGGAAUCUGAAUUCUUGGAGUUAACACUGUCCUCUUUCUUUAAAGCUGAAAACUAAACUGGAAUCCAAAUCCAUGUCUUCCAUGUAAUACAGCCUCUGUGUUCAGCUGGAAAAGUUAGAUUUCUCCAAUUUUAAGCUAACAUUAAACAUUACACAUCCCACAUCCCAGGAUAGGGUGUGGAUUUGUGUUCUUUCUUUCCUCUGAGAAAGACAGGUGAAAUGAUUUUUUUGAACCUAGUAAAGAGUGCCAGAUUCGAGACCAGCUGUAAUUUCUUUCAGCAAAGCUUUCUGUCCAGUCCAUAGACUCAUUGCUAUAUUGAUGAACUAUAUUUCCUAAAGCUCUUUUCUAAAAAGUCUCAUGAAAAUUCUCAAGCAUACACAAAAGUAGAGAAAAUAAUAUGAUAAACCCCCCAUAUACCUAUGCCCUAAAUUUAGUAAUUUUAAGACUUUGCUGCAUUUGCAUCACCUGUCCCCUUUUUAUCCUUUUCCACUGAAAUAUUUUAAAGCCAAUCUUGGAUGUCAUGUCCUUUCAUCUCUAAAAACUUUAAUAUGCACUGAUAGCCUUUUGAACUUAGUUAUAUUUAUUGAUGGAGACAGUCUUGAAAGUUUUUGUUAGCAGAAACUACUGGUAUAAGUUAGGUUAAUUGGAAAAUUCUGCGUUAGGUGUGUGGAUCCCUGUGUUAACCUCUCUUAGCACGGGAGUAUAAUGCAUGAAGAAAGUGUUUCUCUGUGCUUGGGACCCCUGCAUCUUAUGACUUCAGAGUUCUAUUCAGUCAGAGACAUAGGAAUCAAAAGUUAGACAGCUCCUUGAGAGAUCUAGGCUUAAUCCCUGUGUAUCCCUGGUUGCCUCCAUUGUCUUUCAAAACUUCAGAGAGAGUUUUCAUUGCCUCUUUUCAAUAAUGUACUUGAAUGGUUUAACACAUGGAAAAGUGAUUUGAUGUAUUUUUCUGCAUUUAAUGAUCAAGGUAAAUAUGACAACAAACGCAUUAUUUACUAAACUGUAAAGUAACGUGGAUGUUUGCUGUUUGUUUUCUUUAAAAGACUUGAUAAUUUAGAACUUCCAAAAUCCUACGUUAAACUUAUGCUGAGUGACCUUGUGUUCUUAAGUUUCUUUUCACAAAACUGACUCCUUUGGACUCUUAUUUGGCUCGGCCAGAAAACUGUGUGUGUGAGUGUGUAUGUCCUGCCUCAGACUUUAGAAUGAUGAGAGAUGAACUCAUUCAGAUCCCAUUACAAUUAAUUUUAGACUUUCUCGACCGUCAUCUCUUUGAAUUUUCUUUAAGUUUAUUUCACUUUUUGCUGUAAUGUGGUUAACCUUAGUUUCUUUGAAUUUAGCUCAUUUAACACACAACUGAAGACAUUAUAAAAUUUAAAAUAGCUUAUUUAGAGAAGACUUCCUUAGAAAGGCUCUGGAUGAAUAUAUGGUCUGCUAAUACUAAACCAUAAAGGACAAAAAAAUGCCCUUUGACAUUUGACACCUGUGGACGAUCAUCCAAAAUGAGUUUUGUCAUCACACCCAAAAAAUAUAUUGGAGUAAGGAAUAAAUUUACACACAGAAAGGGAAUAAAGGGAAAUAUUCACUUUAUUUACAUGAAGUAUAUUUUGCAAAUACAGUCAUGUGUCACUUGAUGACAGAGAUACCCUCUGAGAAAUGUCUUGUUAGGUAAUUUCAUCAGUGUGAACAUCAUAGAGUGUACUUACACAAACCUAGAUGCUACAGCCUACUACACACCUAGGCUACAUGGUACUAAUCUUAUGAGACCACCGUUGUAGAUGCAGUCUGUCGUGGACCAAAAUGUCAUUAAGCAGUGCAUAACUAUACAAUACAGCUACUAGAUGUAGAUGUGGAAGAGUUUUCUGUUUCUACUUGGAGUUCAUUAUGAGAAUUUUUGAUCUGUAUUUUGACUUAUUCAUCUCCAUAAAUAAUUGACUAAACUACAGUUUUCAGUGCUUUGGAAGAGACAAAGAUGUAUAAGACAUCAUUAGUAUCCUAAAGGAACUUUUAGUCUAGUAAAGGAUCUGUGCACAUAGUUAACUAUAAUGCAAGGGACUAUUAGAGAGAAACAGAUCCCUUCCAGUUGGGUGCUCAGGGAGGGCAGGUAUAGGAAGCUGAGUGGAAAAGCAACAAGGACCCGUUUUCAGGCUUCUCCUAAUAACUGUCCAAAAGUUUAGAUAUUUGAUACAUUCAUCAUCAAAUGGGAUCAUAUAAAGUGUAAUUGCUUUUACUUUGGCAAAUUUUCUGUAAGAUAAGUUUUGUGAGAAAUGUUUAACUGCUUCUGUAUAACGUUUAUUGUUUUUAACACUGCACUCUUCACUUCUGUGAAUCUAGGACAGCAAAGCACGAUUGAUCAAUAAGGGAAAUAAUUAGUAACACAUUGAGCAGUACAAAAAGAAAGAUUUUACAAAACUUUCUCUCCGUAAACUUGGCUUAUUUAAAUAUCAGUAUUCAAAAUGUCAAAUGUUUGAGCUCAUUGAUAAGAGCACAAAAUAUUGAUGCUGCAUGUUUUCUUUACAAGCACUAACCUAUUGCUUUUUAGAAUCUAGUGGUGGUGAUUUGUUUUCUCAUCCCAAUUUGAAUGUCUGAAACAAAACACAAAUCUAGUUGACACCUAAACAAUAGAACGUUACAUUAGUUUUUGAUCCAGAGUGAAAUGCGCAGAAGGCGGCCUGGCUGACCCCAGUUUCACAGUCGACUGCCGACUUCACUUCAGAUUAUGUAAACACAUAUUGCAAAACAGUUCUGACGGGAACCUCAUAACCUAAACAGUAUUCUCUGAAAUGUAAUUUGUUGUCUUUUUAUAUAAAAGAAUUAAAUCAAAAUUAUUUUGAAGAAAAACAACUCUGGGAUUUUGUUUUGGGAUUUUGUUUAAUUGAAUUUUGCCAGGAAAUGCUAUUGCCUAGUACCACUGACCCCAGGGCAAAAAGAAGCUGGAGUCCCUCUUUUGCAGGGUCAAACUUCUCAAGUGACUUUGCGUGUGUCACAUCAAGUCACUCAAGUGACUGAUGCCUCUGUUACAUCAGGCCGCAAGGAGCCCUCCCUAGUGUUCUGACCCUAGAGAAAGGUGUGUGCUACUUUAUGUUAACUGAAACCUAAAAUGAGCAUCCAUUUCAGACAGUAAACUGUUGUGACCUCACCCUCCAAGAACAUUUCAGAAUGAGUGUGACUUCAGAUAAGUGCAGCCCAGUUUCUGGCAAAGAGCUUGGUGUCAUAAUCUUCCAGAGCCAUUUAAGGCAAUAAAGAGCUCUAAUUUUCUGCCUUCCCUAAGUAAAAUUCCUUUUUUUCCCUAAUGUCUUUAUUCUAUAUUUCGCAACUCUUCUACAAAGGUUUUUAAAAAGGCUAUGUCUUUUUAAAAGAUUAAAAACAACUCUGUUCUUCUUGUUCAUCUCAGGCCAAAAGUACAGGACUGAGGUAGGAUUAGAAAGUGCACACUCUCUCCAGAUUUUUCCUCCCUCAACACUCUCUUGAUCCCACGUUAUCCAGUUAUGUUUGGUCAUAGCAGGCACUUAAUAUACUCUUGUUUUUGUAAUCAAUUAAUGAUUAAUCAAUAAUCAAUUAAUUAAUGAGGCAGGAUUCUUCUUUAAUGGAAAACAGUAAGUUAAUUGUUAUUUUCUAAGAUUUUGUUCCAUACUUCCCCCCCGCAAAAAAAAAUCAAAACAAAAUUGGGCCGGUCAGGUUCAGGAUUAGUCCUUCAGUCACUAUUUAGGUCCUUACCAUAUGACAGACCCUGUGCCACAGAGCACACAGUGGUGAACAAGCUGGAUGAGGCCCUGACAGCUUAGCAUCCUUUGCCCCGCCUCCUGAGCACCAGCAGCUGGUCAUUUUCCCUACGUGCUACUGAGGUGCCUGGCUUUGACCCUUUCCUGCUAUCCUGUCUCUGCUGAAUGCUGUGAGGAAGCCACAUCAUACACAUUUAGAAGAGAUAAGCAUAGGAUAGUGGUGCGAUAAAGGCAACUUUGUGAAGUGAACCAUGUUUAUCAAGAUAAAACUUUUUAAAAUCCUAAGAUAACUAUAAUCACAUAAAAUUCUGUGGACGUGGACAAAAACUGGAAGGGGCCAAAAGGAGAGUGAACCUGGGUGACCUGUUGAGGUGAUGGGAUUCUAGGUGAAUCUUUUAUGUUGUUACUUUAUUAUUUGCACGACGUAUUUUCUAAAAGUAUGUCUAGUAUAAAUCAUGAAAAAGGAGGCUUAUAGAAAUAUAUCUACAUUCAACCCAUGGAGUAAAGGAGCAGCCUACAAAGAACCCUUGGAACAGGUGAGAGAGUUUGUUGAUUACAGGGGCAGAUCCAGGUUUUGGGGGUCUGAAGCUUAUAUAGUUUGGAGUUCUCUCUUAGAGAAAAACAUACAAAAUUAGGAAGGUGCCCAUACAAGUGAGGAGCCCUGACUUUAGCUUCUUUAGCUUUCAGGUAAUCAUCCACAAACCGCUCUGCAGGGCAGAGAUUUCGAAGGCUGAAAGAGGUGUCAUGAAGAAAAGUUUCAGGCACUCUGUGCCAAACUUUGAGUUUCUCUGCUACCUUUAAAAACUGCAACUUUUACCAGAUCUGAGCUUUUAUUUCUGGAAGAACCAAAUUAGAUUUAGCAGAAUAGCAUAGCGUACAAAUUCAGUAAUGGUUCGUUUGGGGUCAAAAUAGGACUUUUUUUUUUUUUAGAUUAGAGUUUUUACUUGGGGAUGGGUCUUGCAGGAUUGUUGGGGGUUUUUUUUCCUUUUAAUCUUUACAGAGAUAAAAAAGAGUUCAAGGAAUACUGUUUAAUUGUCAAAUAGCUAGUUGAUGAAUCUUAGGGACAAGGAACUUUUUAGAGACUCGAUGCAGAAAACCAGCUACCAAGAGUAACAUUAGAGUAAGACAAUAUUUAUUUAUUUAUACUCCAUCUCAUUCCAGAAAGGAUUGAUUUCUCUUACACUAAAGUCAAGUCAACUUUGAAGGAUUAAUUUGAAAAAUUUUUAGAGAAUAAAUUAGAAGUUUAUGACACUCCUUAAGGAAACGAAUCUAAAACGAUUCAAAUAAAUAAUUACUCCUCAGUGCCAUAUAAUUGCCCUUUAUUGUACAUAGAUACAGCCUAAUCCAAUGCAGUAAACUUUUACUGACUGUCCUAGAUUUGGAAAUUCAAAUAUAGAAUCAUUCUUCCCCGUGCUGCCAGAAUUCUCUUUAAUAUGACACUGAUUGUGUCCCUCCUCUGUAAAAUCCUUCGGUGUCCCAACAGAAAAAUCGGUAAGGGCCUUUGUAACAAACAACUUUCUGGAAACACUGCAAAUAAACAUGAAGAGGAAAAAAGUUUGGGGUCAAACUAUGAUCUAUGCUAAUGGAUGACCCCAAAAUUUUAUGUAAGGGAAAGACGAAAAAGCCUACAUAUUGUAUGGUUCCAUUUACAUGAAAUGUCUAGAAAGGGCAAAUUUAUAGGAAGGGAAAGCAAAACUGGUUGCCUAGGAUUGGGGGUGGGAGCAGGAAUUAACUGUAAAUGGGUAUGCGCAAUCUUUCUAGAGUGAUAGAAGUGUUCUAAAAGUGGAUGGUGGUAAUGGUUGCACAACUAUGUUAUUACUAAAAUGAUUGAAUUGUACACUGACAUUAGUUGAAUUUUAUGGUAUGUAAAUUAUCCCUCAAAGCUGUUAAAAAAAAGUUCAACCUCACUAGCAGAAAAGGGAAAGUAAUUUGAAAUGCUUUCUACUUGUCAAAUACUAAAAUAAUAAUAAUACUCUGACACAGAUGUGAAAAAAGGACACUCAUACACAAAUGGUAGGUGUAAAAUUGGGUGCAGACUUUCUGAAGGUAAUUUGGCCAUAGGCAUCAGAGUGAGCCUUUGACUCACUUUCAGAGGUAUAUCCUAAUGAAAUGAUUGGAUGGGUGUGGACAUACACACACGGAGAUGUUCUUCUCUUUACUAUUUGUAGUGGAACAUUAGAAACAACUAAAUAUCCAACACUAGGAGAUAAAUUAUGAAUAUCCAUCUAAUAGAAUACUGUGUAGCUAUUUAAAAUGAUGAUGCAGAUGUAUAUAUGUUUUGUCAAAAAGAUGUUUAUAAAUGUAAGUGAAGAAAGAUUACAAUUAAAUAUGUAUAGGAUUAAAAAUAUUUGUUUAUACAUAUAUAAAGGGCUGGAAGUUUAUGUAACAAAAAUGAACAUUAGGUAUCUCUGGGUGCUAGGACUAUUGGGUGUUUCUUUUUUAUUGUCUUUUAUUUGUCUGUAUUUUCUAAAGUUUUAAAGUGAAAUGUGUCAUGUUUUGUGAAAAAAAGCAAUAAAAUUUUUUCUUAAAAAAGAAAAUAUA